This is a messenger RNA of Nicrophorus vespilloides, 1810 nucleotides long. RefSeq lists its product as uncharacterized. The coding region runs from base 313 to 1002 and encodes 229 amino acids. NCBI's taxonomy places the organism in Eukaryota, Metazoa, Arthropoda, Insecta, Coleoptera, Silphidae. The record is from RefSeq and is a predicted model, not a curated record. The transcript is spliced from 7 exons.
AGCAUACCACAAAUUCCUUCUUUUUUUUUUGGCACUGAUGACAAAUUCUUCGAUGAUCGUCGCCGAAGAACCACCGUCAAGAUUUUGGUGUUAAUCAAGUGAUCAUUGCAUGUUUGUUUUUAUUUGGAAUUACCAUCUUUCUGUAGGAUUUAAUUGAGGCGUUUUCGGUGCAAUCGUCGAAGCGCAAUUCGUGGAUGGGGUUUCGCUGUUUUCAGUUCCAGGCAUUCCGCAAUCACGGAUUCUAAGUGGCCACCGUUGCAGACCACCUAUGGGGUUGUCAUUUGAGGCAGUCCCGGGGGGACUGCAAUCAGUAUGGGUAGCUGUGUGGGCAGAUGUCUGCCCAGAGCGGACAACCCAUUCACGAGCAGGUGCAACAGCCUUGAUUUCACAUUCCUCAUCGAAGAUAAUUCGUCUUAUCAGGAGAAGGAUAGUAGCAAAAGAGGUUUUCUGGCUAGGCUCUUUGCUAAGAGAAAAUCUCGAAAGAAACCUAAGAAACCAGUCUUGGAGUUUGUAGAUGAAAUGUUGAACCCCCAUGUAACUUGUUACAGUAGAUUAAGCGAAUCACAACGAUUACCAAGUACUAGCUCAUACAACAGCAGAGAUAUCCCUUUACAAUGUUUGGACGCGAAAGCGCUUUUAGCCCACACGACUGCCUCGACGCCGUUGAGUUCGUUGGAUUUGGAAUGGGAGCACGAGACGUUGCCGAUUUCGUCGGCGCAGGAUGCUUCUGCAGGAAGUUCUUGGACUGCCAUUCCGGAUGAUACCAUCAGCCAGAGCGAAUCGAUCACGAACAACGCAGCAAUAGCUGCGAACAACAAUAGCGAUUCGGACUGGUCGAGGGUGUCUUCGGCGAAUUCUCUGGAAUGGGAUAGCGUGCAGCAUAGCUACCAUCCAAGUCCUCCGGCCUCUGAAAUAGACACGGACACGCAGCUGCUCCUAACCGAGAUCGAACGGCUAACAAAUCAAACUUUACAAGAGACUGGUAAGGAAUUAUUUAGCUGAUCAAUGUAUAAAGUUACUGGGUUGGGGGGAGGAAAUGAUGGUUGAUAUUUGUAUAUACUUAUAUAUAUAUAUUUAAAACAAAAUGAAACAGGAAAUAUAUAUUUUUAUGAAGAAUAUUUGCCCUCCGGAGCAUAGUUUGUCCAAAUAUGUAAAUAACGAUGGUUUGGAACGUAGUUAGAUCAUGAUUGAUUUAUCUAGCUACGAGGAUUUGAACGCGGUAGAGGAGGGAAGAGCGGAGGGACCAAGAGAGAAAGAAAUAACGGAUUAUAAAUAUAUAUAUAUUAUACAUACGUGCUUGUUUUUUAGUAGUGGGGGCCUUGAAACAAAAAAAAAAAGAAUGUGUGCUAUUCAGUAGUAGUUUUACGCUUGUACUGAAUUCCUUUCAGAAACAGUGAAUUUGUGAAAAUGCCUUAUUUAUUAUUAUUGAUAAUUAAAUAUCGUUGCAUGUACUCUUGUUGAUGUUACCAAUUCUAAAACGUUAUUAAAGAUGAAUGUUUACCUAAAAGAGAAUGAUGUACCAUAUUUUCAAAGGUUAAUUGGAGAUGAUUUAAAAAAAAAAUGCUUGCCUUAAGUCAAUUAUAAUUGAUUUUUUUUUUGAGAUAUCAUUUGUAAUGAUCGUUAGUUAUAGCUAUGUAUGUAGUUUAUAUGAUCACGAUUGGCGGCGGUCGUUUGAAUCGAGGAUUGGCGCCAAUCUUUCCGAGUUUAUAUACAUGUUGUAAAUACACAUAUAGAUUAAAGAGGAUAAACCUUAAACGAAACCCACAUAUCAUCCCUGUACCAAAAAAAAUAUAACAAUCAGAAAUAAAAU